UCUUCUACAUCCGGGCAUUUCCUGCGUAAACAAACGCCACACACAGUCUGCUGCCGGUUGAAACCAUUGGACGCACCACAGACUCAUCCGUGGGACUUUUUGGCUCUGUGAUGGCUGGACUGAUGUUAACUCGCUGUGUGAGCGGCAGGACUCUUCUGUCAGCAUCUGCUGCAAGAUGCGUCAAAACCAGAGCGACAAACCGGAACUACAGGACUGUUUUAACGAGGAAUACCUCUGCUCUCACUCGUGGAGGAGCUGCAGUCCUCCUGGGGCUUCCUUCUCUGUCCUGCCUGCUUUAUGAAGCUCGUCACAGAGUGCAGCGUUCAGCCGUCGUCCACGCCUUGGAAAAAGAGGAGGUGCUGGAGCAGGCUGACUACCUGUACAGCUGUGCAGAGACAGAGAAGCUGUAUGAGCUGCUGCUGCAGUACAAGAACAGUGAUGAUACAGAGGUCAUGUGGCGGCUCGCCCGGGCGUCUCGUGGCCUCGCUCUGCUGCCCGACAUGGACGCCGAGCGGAAGAAACAGCUCGUGUUCGAGGCCUUCGAAUACGCAAAGAGAGCCCUGGAGAAGGACGACAAGAGUUUCGCAGCACACAAAUGGUAUGGAAUAUGUCUCAGCGAUAUCGGGGAUUAUGAGGGAGUCAAGGUGAAGAUUGGAAAUUCCUACAAGAUCAGAGAACAUCUGGAGACAGCCACCAAGCUAAAUCCCAAAGAUGCCACCUCCCUCCACAUCCUGGGUUACUGGUGUUUUGCGUUCGCUGAGCUGCCGUGGUAUCAGCGUAAAGUGGCCGCUGUCAUUUUUGCUUCACCACCAACGUCCACAUAUGAGGAGGCAUUGGCGUUCUUCCUGAAAGCUGAAGAAGUGGAUCCAAACUUCUACAGUAAAAACCUGCUGAUGCUGGGGAAGACGUACCUGGGGAUGAAGGACAAAGAGAAAGCUCUGCUGUGGUUAACCAAAGCCAAAGAAUACCCUCCUCACACACAUGAGGACAAAGAGGUCCAUAAAGAAGCCGUAGACCUCCUGAAAAAGCUGGGAUGAAGACUGUUAAUAACUACUUUAAAAUCAUGUUUUCUUUUGUAAUUACUGUAAUAAAGAAAUGUAAAUGCACAAUA
Labrus bergylta (ballan wrasse) is the source of this 1111-nucleotide messenger RNA. RefSeq names its product regulator of microtubule dynamics 1 (gene rmdn1). Gene Ontology annotation, cellular component: spindle microtubule; cytoplasm; mitotic spindle pole. The record is from RefSeq and is a predicted model, not a curated record. Lineage: Eukaryota; Metazoa; Chordata; Actinopteri; Labriformes; Labridae. Gene Ontology annotation, molecular function: microtubule binding.